Dictyostelium purpureum is the source of this 1011-nucleotide messenger RNA. RefSeq lists its product as uncharacterized. Gene Ontology annotation, biological process: steroid biosynthetic process. Gene Ontology annotation, molecular function: 3-beta-hydroxy-Delta5-steroid dehydrogenase (NAD+) activity. The transcript has a single exon. The record is from RefSeq and is a predicted model, not a curated record. Lineage: Eukaryota; Evosea; Eumycetozoa; Dictyosteliales; Dictyosteliaceae. The coding region runs from base 1 to 1011 and encodes 336 amino acids.
AUGAAAAACAUAUUUUUAACAGGCGGUAGCGGAUUUUUAGGAAAAUAUAUUAUUGAAGAGUUAGUAGAAAAUGGUUAUAAUGUUUUUGCAUUAAGUCGAUCAAACUCGUCAAGUAAAGUGAUGAGUCAAUUGGGUGCACAGAUUAAAAUGACCUCAUUGCAUGAUGAAGAAGGAUUAAAAGAAGCAAUUAAGGGAUGUGAUGUAGUUAUCCAUUGUGCAGCUAAAUUAGAAACCAACUCAGAUUCAGUCGAAGAACUAUACAGAGAUAAUUGUGAUGCAACAGAAUUAUUAUAUAAAGUCUCAAAACAAGUUGGUAUUAAAGUAUUUUUAUUUAUUAGUAGUGAAGGUGUUAUAAUGAAUGGUGAGCAUAUUAAUGAUGCUAGUGAGGAUACACCAUAUCCUCCAUUAGAACAACUCGGUUGGUAUAAUAAAAGCAAAGCAAUUUCAGAACAAUACAUAUUAAAUCAAUCAUCGACAUCAAAUGAAAAAAAUACAAACAGAAAUAGUGGUGGCAACAAUAUGAAGUCUAUUAUAGUUAGAUUACCUUUGGUUUGGGGACCAAGAGAUAAUGUUUUAGAUUACUUGGUAGGGCUAUGCAAUAAAUUUCAAUGGUUCUGGAUUGGAGGAGGAAAGAAUUAUUUAUCAAUUGUACAUGCCAAAAACGCAGCAUUAGGAAUAAGGUUAGCUUUUGAAAAGGGCGAUGACUCUGAUAUCUAUCAUCUUACCGAUGGACAACCAGUACAAUAUAGACAAUUUUUUACAGACCGUUUCUUAAAGAAAAAUGUUCAAUCUUGGAAACUUUAUAUGUCACUCCCAAUACCCUUUGCUUGGUUUUUAGUUUGGUUUAUGGCUAUAGUUUGGAAACUUUUCAACCUCAAAGGUUUACCAUUAUUAACAAAAACAGGUUUAAUUUAUUCAUCAAAAAAUUUUACAAUUUUAGAUUAUAAAGCAAGAAAUAAAUUAGGUUUUAAAAACAAAAUAUCUUAUAACCAAGGUAUGAGCGAAUUAUAA